Messenger RNA from Musca vetustissima, 705 nucleotides. Its product is annotated as dual specificity protein phosphatase 18-like. The record is from RefSeq and is a predicted model, not a curated record. The coding region runs from base 1 to 705 and encodes 234 amino acids. Gene Ontology annotation, cellular component: cytoplasm. Gene Ontology annotation, biological process: protein dephosphorylation. The transcript is spliced from 2 exons. Lineage: Eukaryota; Metazoa; Arthropoda; Insecta; Diptera; Muscidae. Gene Ontology annotation, molecular function: protein tyrosine/serine/threonine phosphatase activity.
AUGCAAAUUCUGGAACAAAGGGACCCCGUUUUGGCAUCGGCAGGCCCUGAAAAUUUCCAGCAAUAUGAAAACACCUCGGCGUGCAAUAACAACAAAACCGAAGAAAUUCCACCAAGCUUCCCCGGAGUUUCUCAACUACUGCCGCAUUUAUAUUUGUGCGGUGCCAGUGUCCUCUCGCCGACUGUCAUAACAACGCUGGGCAUAAAUUUGGUGAUAAAUGUUGCUCCCGAACUACCCGACACCCCAUUGCCCAGCACCCUACCCAUUCUAUAUUUACGUAUCGAUAUUUCAGAUCGUCCCAAUGCUGAAUUGUCAAAACAUUUCGAUGAGGUUGCCGAUAUGAUUGAAGAGGUACGACAAAAUGGUGGCAAAACUUUGGUGCACUGUGUUGCCGGUGUCAGUCGUUCCGCUUCACUUUGUUUGGCCUAUUUAAUGAAACAUUGCCGAAUGACACUACGUGAAGCCUUUAUGCACAUUAAGGUAGUACGGCCACAAAUACGACCGAAUACAGGAUUUUUUGAACAGCUGCGUUGUUACGACGAACAAAUCCAUGGACGGCAAUCGGUAAAAAUGGUAUUUCUCGAAUGUUUACAGCGUGAAGUUCCCGAUGUUUAUGAAACGGAAUUUCGUCCCAUGGAGGAAUUCUAUCAGCGACAACGUUUGGCAAAUAAACGUAACCGUCAGCAGUCAGUGACCACCACAUAG